Messenger RNA from Cornus florida, 2114 nucleotides. RefSeq names its product external alternative NAD(P)H-ubiquinone oxidoreductase B1, mitochondrial-like. Lineage: Eukaryota; Viridiplantae; Streptophyta; Magnoliopsida; Cornales; Cornaceae. The coding region runs from base 90 to 1823 and encodes 577 amino acids. The record is from RefSeq and is a predicted model, not a curated record. The transcript has 10 exons. Gene Ontology annotation, molecular function: NADH dehydrogenase activity; calcium ion binding.
AGAGAUUUCACACCCUACCCACAGUCACAAACUAAGCACUUCUCAGACUUUCUCUCCCUGUCAUCAGAACUCUCGGCUACGUAACACAGAUGAAGGUUUUCUCAUACUUCAAAAGAGCCAUCCAUGGCCGCCCUGCUUACUCUGGCCUUCUGGCUAUCUUCACUCUCAGUAGCGGAGGUUUCGUGGCAUACUCAGAAUCACAGUCAGACAGAGGCAGACAGAGUGUUGAGCUUAAUGAAACGGAACCCAAGAAGAAGAGGGUGGUGGUGCUUGGAACAGGAUGGGCUGGUACAAGUUUUCUAAAGGACUUGGAUGUUUCAUCAUAUGAUGUUCAGGUGGUUUCCCCUUGUAAUUAUUUCGCAUUUACACCAUUGUUGCCUAGCGUCACAUGUGGAACAGUUGAGGCACGAAGUAUUGUAGAGCCAGUUCGGAAUAUAAUAAAGAAGAGAAACGGAGAAAUUCAAUUUUGGGAAGCAGACUGUCUCAAGAUUGAUGCAGCAAACAAAAAAGUUUUAUGCCGGUCUAAUCUAGAUGAAAAAUUAGCUGGAACUAAUGAGUUUCUUCUAGAAUAUGACUAUUUAAUUAUUGCAGUAGGAGCUCAAGUAAACACUUUCAACACCUCUGGCGUCUUGGAACAUUGCCAUUUUCUGAAGGAAGUAGAGGAUGCUCAAAAGAUCCGCAAGGGCAUAAUAGAUUGCUUUGAAAAGGCUGUCCUUCCAGGCUUGAGUGAAGAAGAGAGGAGGACAAAUCUCCAUUUUGUAAUUGUGGGAGGGGGUCCAACCGGUGUGGAAUUUGCUGCAGAGCUGCAUGACUUUCUCAACGAAGAUUUAGUCAAGUUAUAUCCUACAGUUAAAGAUCUAGUAAAAAUUUCAUUGAUCCAAUCUGGAGAUCAUAUCCUGAACACAUUCGAUGAAAGGAUUAGUUCAUUUGCUGAGCAGAAAUUUCAAAGAGAUGGUAUUGACAUUUUAAUAGGAUGUCGGGUUGUCAGUAUUUCUGAUAAACUGAUCAACAUGAAGAUUAAAUCAACUGGAGAGGUUUCCUCAAUACCCCAUGGGAUGGUGGUGUGGUCGACUGGCAUUGGGACCCGUCCAGUUGUGAGGGACUUGAUGGAACAAAUUGGCCAGGGUCAUAGACGUGUUCUUGCAACUGAUGAAUGGUUGAGAGUAAAGGGCUGUGAUGAUGUGUAUGCCCUUGGUGAUUGUGCCACUAUAGAUCAACGUAAAAUCAUGGAAGAUAUCUUGAACAUAUUUAAGGCUGCUGAUAUAGACAACUCUGGCACCCUAACUAUUGAAGAAUUUAAAAAUGUAAUUGAAGACAUCCUCAUAAGGUACCCCCAAGUGGAACACUAUCUAAAAAGCCAGCAUCUGUCGGAUGUGACAGAUCUUUUGAAGGCGUUGAAGGGAAAUGAUAGAGAUGGAGUGGAUAUCGAAGGUUUUAAAGCAGCCCUUUGUCAUGUGGAUUCGCAGUUGAAGAGUUUUCCAGCAACUGCUCAGGUUGCUGCACAACAAGGUGCAUAUCUUUCCAGGUGCUUUAACCGUAGGAAGCAGUGUGCAAGUAAUCCAGAAGGUCCUCUCCAUUUCAGAGGUUCUGGGCGUCAUCAGUUUCGACCCUUCCGGUACAAGCAUUUGGGGCAGUUUGCUCCCUUGGGUGGCGAGCAGGCAGCAGCAGAACUGCCAGGAGACUGGGUUUCCUUGGGACACAGCACACAGUGGCUAUGGUAUUCUGUAUAUGCAAGCAAGCAAGUAAGCUGGCGCACAAGGAUGUUAGUGGUGUCUGAUUGGACAAGGCGAUUCAUUUUCGGGAGAGAUUCAAGUCGUAUUUGAGGCAAAAACUUGGUGAACUAUAUAGUUUAUCAUGAGACAUACAGAUUCUCCAAUUGCACCUUCCAAGUCCUGAUGUAUUUUUUCAUCCCCUCUUUCUCUCUAUGGAUGUGUACAUUAUGAAUCUAUGAUAUAUGGUGGUUGUGGAAGCUGGUGGCACAUGCUGCUACCACUGCUGUUACAAAAUUACUACUAUAUUUCGGAUUAUUACUAAUGAACUGAAUGUUUAAUUGUUUAUGGUGCUAGCGACACAAUUGCUGAAAUUAAAGGAUUGUGAUGCUUUAUUUCAAAGUA